Molecule: messenger RNA, 219 nt
Organism: Brenthis ino (lesser marbled fritillary)
Lineage: Eukaryota; Metazoa; Arthropoda; Insecta; Lepidoptera; Nymphalidae
Source: the annotation of a GenBank genome assembly
AUGAUCGCAAACUUCAACAGGUACGCGCUGUUGCUCCGUCCAGUCACAUGCGAAAAUGCGGUCAAAACAUUUGCAACCUUAGCGAAUAUAUCCGAGUCGACCGCUCGAGACUCGAGUGCUGUUCUGCGCCGCAAGUUCAUGCCUCGUCUCACAAACUCCACUGAACUGAUUUUCAUCAUUAAACCUGUAACGAAACCUUAUGCACUUGUUAUUUAUUUG